AAGGGAGGCAAGGAAGAAUCUGGCAUAUUUCGUCCUGCCUUGAAAGUGAAGCACGAACAUUCAUCUUCUUUACAACCCUGCAUAAUCUUUUGAACUAGCAGCCUUGGCAAGAAAAGAACCCGAGUUUCCACCCAAUUAUCCUAUGCAUAUAUUUAUAUAUACAUAAAGGACUCUCCCUUGCACCAUCCUCGAUCAGAAGGAACUUUCUGAAACCUCCUUCCUCCUCCUUGAUCAGAGAACUUUCUGCUUUUGAAAAUCCACACAGUACAGAGAUGGCCAACGAAGAAAUGAAACCCAUUGCCACAUUGCUUCUGCUCCUCAACUUCUGCAUGUACGUGGUCGUUUUGGGAAUUGGUGGAUGGGCCAUGAACAGAGCAAUAGAUCAUGGCUUCAUCAUAGGUCAAGGAUUUGAACUUCCAGCUCAUUUUUCGCCCAUAUAUUUCCCCAUGGGGAAUGCAGCCACUGGAUUCUUUGUGAUGUUUUCUUUGAUUGCUGGAGUUGUUGGAGCUGCUUCUGCAAUUGUUGGAUUCAAUCAUGUCCGUUCAUGGACUCCUGAGAGCUUGCCAUCUGCAGCUUCUGUUGCUGCCGUUGCUUGGACUCUCACCCUUCUUGCCAUGGGCUUCGCCUGCAAAGAGAUUGAGCUUUAUAUCAGAAAUGUCCGCCUGAGAACAAUGGAGGCGUUCUUGAUUAUACUGUCAGCUACGCAGCUUUUCUACAUAGCAGCUAUUCAUGGCGCCAGGAGAUGAAGCGAGAGAGAGAUGUUGAGGAAGAUGACUCUGAUCAGAUGGGGCUUGUGUGAUUUGUUGUGUUUCGUUAUGUUCUGAUUUUCGGGUUUCAUUUCUGCUGUGAUUUUUUUUAUUUUUUUUUUCAUCAGUCUUUUAUUUUCUGAAACAUGCUUGCAGAGUUGGCAGAUUGUGUGUAAUUUUCGUGAUUGGAUUUGUAUAAAUCAAUAUUAUUUAUAUUACUUAUUCCAAAUUAAAGAAA
Prosopis cineraria is the source of this 984-nucleotide messenger RNA. Its product is annotated as membrane protein PM19L-like. Lineage: Eukaryota; Viridiplantae; Streptophyta; Magnoliopsida; Fabales; Fabaceae. The record is from RefSeq and is a predicted model, not a curated record. The coding region runs from base 273 to 746 and encodes 157 amino acids. The transcript has 4 exons.